Messenger RNA from Gracilinanus agilis (Agile Gracile Mouse Opossum), 2458 nucleotides. RefSeq names its product selenophosphate synthetase 1 (gene SEPHS1). Gene Ontology annotation, cellular component: cytoplasm. The transcript is spliced from 9 exons. Lineage: Eukaryota; Metazoa; Chordata; Mammalia; Didelphimorphia; Didelphidae. Gene Ontology annotation, biological process: L-selenocysteine biosynthetic process. Gene Ontology annotation, molecular function: ATP binding; selenide, water dikinase activity. The coding region runs from base 140 to 1318 and encodes 392 amino acids. The record is from RefSeq and is a predicted model, not a curated record.
GUGCAUUGUGGGAACGGCCGGGAGUCCCGUUUUCAGGAGGAGGAGGAGGGCGAAAAGCGAACCGGUGGACCAGCAAGAAACCAACAGACUAGAGGAGGGGGGAAAAAGACUAAACUGUGAGUGUGUAUGCCUCAGAGCCAUGUCUGUUCGGGAAUCCUUUAACCCAGAAAGUUACGAAUUGGACAAAAGUUUCCGGCUAACCCGAUUCACUGAACUGAAGGGUACAGGCUGCAAGGUGCCGCAAGAUGUCCUGCAGAAAUUGCUGGAAUCCUUACAAGAGAAUCACUUCCAGGAAGAUGAACAGUUUUUGGGAGCAGUUAUGCCAAGGCUAGGUAUAGGAAUGGACACUUGCGUUAUUCCUUUGAGACAUGGUGGUCUUUCCUUGGUUCAGACCACAGAUUACAUUUAUCCUAUUGUGGAUGAUCCAUAUAUGAUGGGCCGGAUAGCCUGUGCCAAUGUUCUAAGUGACCUUUAUGCCAUGGGCGUCACGGAAUGUGACAAUAUGUUGAUGCUCCUUGGAAUUAGUAAUAAAAUGACAGACAGGGAAAGGGACAAAGUGGUGCCCCUAAUUAUACAGGGUUUUAAAGAUGCAGCAGAAGAAGCAGGAACAUCUGUAACUGGUGGCCAAACAGUGUUGAAUCCCUGGAUCGUGUUAGGUGGAGUAGCUACAACAGUCUGUCAGCCCAAUGAGUUUAUCAUGCCUGAUAAUGCAGUACCAGGAGAUGUCCUUGUGUUGACAAAACCCCUGGGAACACAAGUAGCCGUAGCUGUGCAUCAGUGGCUGGAUAUUCCAGAAAAAUGGAACAAAAUUAAGCUUGUGGUCACCCAGGAGGAUGUGGAACUGGCAUAUCAAGAAGCAAUGAUGAACAUGGCAAGGCUCAACCGAACAGCUGCUGGACUUAUGCACACUUUUAAUGCACAUGCAGCCACGGAUAUCACAGGGUUUGGGAUCUUGGGCCACGCGCAGAACCUUGCUAAACAACAGAGGAAUGAAGUGUCCUUUGUUAUCCACAACCUUCCAGUGUUGGCCAAGAUGGCUGCUGUUAGUAAGGCCUGUGGAAACAUGUUUGGCCUUAUGCAUGGAACCUGCCCAGAAACAUCAGGAGGCCUUCUGAUCUGUUUACCACGUGAGCAGGCAGCUCGUUUCUGCGCAGAGAUUAAGUCCCCCAAAUAUGGGGAAGGUCACCAAGCAUGGAUUAUUGGGAUUGUAGAGAAAGGCAAUCGUACAGCCAGAAUUAUAGACAAACCUCGGAUCAUCGAAGUAGCACCACAAGUGGCCACCCAAAAUGUGAAUCCCACGCCUGGUGCCACCUCUUAAUCUAGACAAAAAUAGUUAUUUGGUUUUGUUUUUAAAUAGAAAUAUUCCUUUAUCAUCAUUACAAUUAAAGACUGUAAAAAAAAAAAUCUCAUUGUGUCUACACAUCUGGUGACCUUAGGUCAAUUUGUGAGUGGAUACAAUUAAUAAAAUAAAAUCCAUUGCCUUUUUUUCCUGUUACAUUAACUGAAGAUGCACCUAAUCUUGAGGCAGCUUCUGAGUUGAGAAUUAUAUUGUUAUCCAAUACUGUUGAUUCAUUUUGAAUCUUUAGACACUUAUCUCUUGCCGCAUAGGCUCUUUUUAAAGGUGCUUUCACGUAGCACAGACAUUACCAGUAGUAGUGUCAUUUAGCAGUUUGUGUCUUCAUUACGUGUAUAUUUAUCAUUAUAAGUCUAAUAAUUUUUUGAUGUCUUGAAUGGUAUUCUGGAAAGGCAGAAUGGGUAGAUGAAACAAUGGGUAUACCCAGUAGUAGUAAGAGGGUUGCAUGAUUACUUUCAGUCUUUGAUUUGUAAAGUCUAGUCUUAUGAUCCAAGAGCAUCUCUCCGACCCUAGACUUAGUAGUGCACUCAGUUAAAUAAGGCAAGUGCUUCACUCUGCAUGGAAAGCACUUUGAAGUUGAAGGAGAAAUUUUCAUUUCAUUAUUUGUAGACCUUAUAAUAUUUACUGUAAUAUCAAUAAUUGUUUUCUUUAUAAAAGGGGGGAAAUUGCUAACUUUUUGCAAUAUGAUUGGAUGUGCUAUAGUGCAGCAAGGAAUUGCCGACCAAAAGGGGAUUAAUGUAUAAUAUUCAUUUACAAUUCAGUAUAUAAUUAACUACACAAAUAAUUUUUAAAUAUAAUCAAUAAUAAAAAGACUGUUCUGUGGAUGGUAGUGUUUAAUACAUUUUAUAUUUUGUAUAGUGGUUACAGACCUUUGUUUUCUUAAAAAUCAGCAGCUGUUUAGCAUAAUUCCUAGCGUUAUUUUGUCCUUCUCUCCAUUACUUUUUGUGCACGCUUUUUGUGAUCUGUGUUAAAAUCUACAUUGCCAACAUUGCAGCUUGAACUUAAAACUUGUUAUUCAAAUAAAUAUUUAAUUUUUUUUUAUUGCUCUUGUAUAAGCAGAUGCCCUUUUUAGUUUUGUUUUGGAGGGAGUUGGGAGGGUUUUGU